GAAGGAGUUGAAACACCCCCUUUGCGUGUAUGACUUUUUUCUUUUUUCUUUAUUAUUUAUUUUUUUUUUUUUUGGAUCUCCUUUUCGUAUUUCCCCCCACCUUGUUUGUUUCUUUUUCCAGGAAUUGUAUCACCCGCGGCUUGUCCUGUGUGACCCGGAGCUUUUGAAACGCAUAAUGAAUUCCGCGCCUUGCCAAGUUUCUUUUCCUCUCCUUGUUUUUUCUCCAGGUUUCUUCAUUGCCCACCACCAUUCGCUCUCUACGUCUAUCUCUCCUCUACGGUAUCAUCCACCUCAACCUGUCGUGUACCACUUCUUUUCUUUUCGUUUUCUUUUCUUUUCUCCCCCUCGUCUUUCAUCCUGCCAAACACGGCAUGCGCAUCUGCUGACAACACCACACAUCAUAUCAUAUCAUAUCAUAUAUCAUACUAAAUUAUACAUCAUUGCAUGGGUUUUGGAUGUGAAGCCCCGUUCCCUCUGUCUCUGCCUCCCGAUCUUCUCUUUUGUGUACACAGAUUUCCCUUCUAGGGAUGAUUCUUGGAAUGCAUAUAUUAUCAUAAUCUUUUACUCUACUGUACUAUAUACACUUUAGACUUGUUUAUUUUCUAAUUAGACUCCGGAGUAGAUAGAUCUAUUUAGAAGAGAAGGCGGAAAGAAAUAAAGAAAAAAAAGUCUAGACUAAGAAUAAAGUGACAAAUGAAGUGGAGAAAGUUCUUAGACAGUCUGGACUCUAGAGUGGACAA
Messenger RNA from Aspergillus campestris IBT 28561, 740 nucleotides. RefSeq lists its product as uncharacterized. The record is from RefSeq and is a predicted model, not a curated record. The transcript has a single exon. The coding region runs from base 176 to 589 and encodes 137 amino acids. Lineage: Eukaryota; Fungi; Ascomycota; Eurotiomycetes; Eurotiales; Aspergillaceae.